This is a messenger RNA of Danio aesculapii, 2530 nucleotides long. RefSeq names its product spermidine/spermine N1-acetyltransferase family member 2b (gene sat2b). The coding region runs from base 135 to 650 and encodes 171 amino acids. Gene Ontology annotation, molecular function: N-acetyltransferase activity. The transcript is spliced from 6 exons. NCBI's taxonomy places the organism in Eukaryota, Metazoa, Chordata, Actinopteri, Cypriniformes, Danionidae. The record is from RefSeq and is a predicted model, not a curated record.
GACGCCACUAUGCACCGACUGACAUUGCGUGCAUGCGAUCGAGCGUUUUAGUAAAGUAGCCUAACUUUAGUUAUAAUAAUUUAUAAUAAUUAAUUAAUCAGGCAGUUCAGAAAAUCGCUUUUUACCACUGCAACAUGAAAUUCACUAUUAGCGCAGCUAAACCUGAGGACUGCAAGAAUAUAGAACGUAUGAUUAUGGAAUUGGCUGUUUAUGAAAAGAUGCCCGACCAAGUAAAGAUAUCUCAUAAAGAGUUGGAGAGAGAUGGAUUUGGCCCAAAUCCUUUUUACCGGUGUCUUGUAGCUGAAGUACCUGAGGAGCACAAGUCUGAAGAUGGAAACACCACCGUUGGCUAUGCUAUCUUCUUCUAUACGUAUAGCACCUGGAAAGGCAGGACUGUGUAUAUGGAAGAUCUGUAUGUGAUGCCUGAGUUUAGAGGUAAUGGGAUUGGAAAGGCUUUACUGGCAGCUGUUGCUAAAGAGGCCAAAGACCAGCUUUGUUCACGUUUGCAGUUCUCUGUUCUUGACUGGAACAAGCCCUCUCUUGACUUUUAUAUGGCUAAAGGUGCAGAGGACCUCACUGCUAAGGAAGGAUGGCAUUUUCUACGCUUUCAUGGAAUGGCUCUGGACAAUCUAGCACAGGAGGCACCUUAAAGUGUUAGACAUCUGGGAAGUUUACAAGUCAGUAUAGGAAUAAUUAAAGGGCACCUAUGAUAAAAAUAUUCUUUUGUAAGCUGUUUGGACAAAACUGUGUGCAGGUAUAGUGUGUCCACAGUCUUAUUGGGGUGAUAUAAACACAGAAAGUCUCUCUUUUUUAAAUUUCCUGAUGUUAAAUUAGGAUCCAAAUCCCACCCAUUUUGAGGCUAACCGCAACUUGACGUAGGAGUGCGGUUUCCCUGCCCACUAAAUUUAUUGACAGCCGAUUAUUAACAUGUCUCCGUAGUAACGCGUAUAAUCAAGUCAACAAGACAGGACGUGCAUAAAAAAAAUAAAUGAGUGAUGUAAAGGGGAAGAAGAAAAAAAAAUUGCACCUGGAAACCCUGUUUCUGCACUCCAACCGAUUGAUGAGCAAGACAUUCAUGCUGCACGAACCAGAGAGAGAGAGCGAGCAAGAACAAUUAUGCCGUAAAAUGGUUAGACUAUUUACUGUUGGAGUAUGAUGUACCGCCAGAAAGUUUAUCAGCAAAAUCCCACUCAAAUGCAGCAAUGACAAGGUAAGCUAUAUGGCUCAUUAUAAAUUAUAAAUUCAAUUCAAUUAUAAAUUUACCUAUACUGCAUGCGUUUGGACUGUGAGGGACAUGCAAACUUCACACAGCAAUGCCAACUGACCCAGCUCCAGGACAUGAUGGAUUCGCCUCUGCUGCUGAAUGAGUGUAUGGGUGUUUCACAGAUUUUUGGGUGUAUUCAUCAUUUACUCACCCUCAAGUUGUUGAUUUUUUUUUUUUUUUUCUGCUGACCACAAAUGAUAACUCAAAGGACAAAGCAAAUCAAAAACUUGAUAGUCCCCACUGACUUCAACAGAGGAAAAAAUGCUAUGGAAUUUCACACCAACAAUGGCUUAGUUACCUACUCUUCCAUAUACCAAAUGAUGUUCGCUCCAACCUUAAAACAGAAAUUUUAAAUUUGCACAUUUAUGCCGAACCAAAUAACAACAAAAAUCAUGUAUUUACCCAGUUUAGCAAUGGAGAAAAGAUAACUGGAAGGGGUCAUCUCCAGGGGUACCUUAAACAGAUAAAGAGAAAAAAAAACUAUGAAAAUGUGCAUUUUUAGCUGCAGGGUUAGUCUUUUAUGUGACUUGUUAAGAUGCAUCACAUUUGCAAAUUUGGUGGGAAAAUAAGAUCCAUUUUACAUGGUCAAUUGUGCACUGAUGUUCAUCAGUGUGCUUAAAUCUCAUCCUCAGAAACUUGCAAAAGAGUCAAACUCUUGAUCGCAGAUUUCUACUGAAAUAUCUGAACUGUGCUUAGACUCUAUAUCGGUCAUCUGUACUUACCUGUGGCCUCAUGCCUGAGACAGAGUCUAAUACCAAAUUCACACUCAAAUAAGUAACUGAAACACUUUUGAAAGAGACAUUUGUGUCUUUACACAUUACCGGUGCUGUUCAGAGAAGUAUAAAUGCAUUUACUGAAGAAUUACAAAUGUAUAAUUUGAUUUUAAGACAUAUGGUGAUGUAAAGACACUUUUACAGUAUAUUAUACUGCUUAAGUUUGUGUAUCUGUGCAUUUUUACAUCAUGUAAACAUUACAAAAUACAGAGCUGUUGUUUUCUCACCUUUCUCAACAAGAUUAUCAAGGAGGAUUAAAGCUUGCUCUGUCCAAAGCAACCUACAAUGAACAAACAAACAAAAAAUUAAAUAAAUCACAAAUUAACAUGAGCUGACAGACAACAUUUAUCAGUUGAGUGGUCACAGCAUCACUAAAAUCUCACCUGAAUUGAAAACUGGGCAAGUACAUGUAUGUUUAAGGGCUUUGUAUUGUUGUUUAUUAGCGUACAUUACUACUAUUAUUAUACAAAGCUAGCAGAUGUUACAAUUCUUA